Trypanosoma conorhini is the source of this 1311-nucleotide messenger RNA. RefSeq lists its product as uncharacterized. The record is from RefSeq and is a predicted model, not a curated record. Lineage: Eukaryota; Euglenozoa; Kinetoplastea; Trypanosomatida; Trypanosomatidae. The transcript has a single exon. Gene Ontology annotation, molecular function: nucleic acid binding. Bases 1 to 1311 code for a protein of 436 amino acids.
AUGCGCUGCGCCGUGCCUCUCCGCUGUCCGCCGUCGCCGCCCUCCUCCUCCGCUGCUGCUGCCGCCGCCGCCUUUCCCAACGGCCCGUCCGUCGCGCAGGGAAACCCGCAGCAGCCGAAGCAGAGUCCACCGUCGGCCGGAGGGAGGGAGGUGGAUUUGGCGCUUCGGAUGCAGGACCACGUAGCAAAGCUCAGUGAGAGGCUCACGCACGCCGAUGGUGUUAUUCAGCAGCAGGCAACUGCCUUUUCUAUGCUGCAGCGGCAGCAGGCGGUUCUGGAGAGGCGCGUGGUGGCGGUGGAGGAGGAGGCCGCGCGGGUGCAGCAAAAAAUCGCCGAGACGACGCGACUGGCCUCCGAUGUGGUCUUGCAGCACCGUAACGUGGAGGCCCUGGUGCGGCAGGUGGAGAAGCUUGUGCUGAAGCACGCCGCUGCGCCGAAGGGCGGGAGGUCCGCCGGUGGCGAGGCGCCCCCCUCCACAAGCGGGAGCCGUGGAGACCAGCGCGCGCUGCCGCAGGCCACGCAAGUGGCGCCGAACUCCCCCGCCGCCGCCGCGGCCUCGGCGGUUGCGGGGGUGGAGGCGCAGGUCGCUGCACUCAGUACCCGCCUGGAGGCGCUCCAGGCCCGCAUCGACCAGCUCACACUGGAAAAACUCGCCUUGGACAAGGUGCAGUCGCACGCCCAGAAGUUGACGAAGAAUCAGCAGCGACAGGAGUCUCUGGUGGAGGCGGCUGUGGCGCGUGUCACGGCGGCCGCUGGGGGAGGGGGUGGUGGCGGGGACGCAGGCUCGCCCGGGCACCCCAGCAAGUCGCUUGCGGCGCUGCUGAAGAGAACCGGGGCGUUCCCCUUUAAGGACGCCACCGGGGCCACGCGCAUCAGCAGCCAAAAGGUGCUCGUUCGCGGCGUACCUGUCAACUUUGGGGCCUCUGACAUCCGUGACUUGCUCUCGCGCGCCGGAGCCGUCGUGUCUUGCGUGGUGCGGCGAACGCCAGCCGCGCCGGCGCCGACGGAGGCAGCAGCCCACGCCCCCCGCUACCGCUCGCAGCAGCAGCAGCGGCAGGAGGAGGAGGAGGCGGCGGCGGCGGCGGGCGAGGCGGAGACGGCGGAUCCCCCCGCGACGAGCGCCGCUGCCGCCAAGGCGCAGGAGCGCGUCUUCGAGGUGACGUAUCAGACGGUGGAACAGGCGGUACGGGCGGUUCUGCAGCUAGACGCGUACAGGCUGCAUGGAAAGCACGUCAUAUCGGUGGAGCCGGUGGUCGCGGCGGACAUUAUAGCGGCCAUUCAGCAGCUGGAGCAGGAGUCCAGGCGGCGGUGA